CCCUUUAACUUACCCGAGGCAGACUGACUAGAAGUGCUCUGCUCAUAGUUCUCUUCCUCCUCUUCCUCAUUUUCCUUCAACAAGGAUUAGACCGGUAAUAAACAAGUAUGAAACUAUUUCCUAUAAAUAAUGUACAUCUACAGAAUGAUAUACCGGCAGGUCUAUGAGCUCUUAUUCAUUGUUAAAUACUUGAUUUUCUGCUAUGGCAGAUUUAUUGCUCAAGUAUUCAGCUGUGACAUCAACAUUAGCCGUUUGACAAUAAAAUGAUUUGUUAGUGUGUUAUUGACAAUAGCCUAUGCAAACAAUAAUGCAACUGAGAAAUGUUGACCUGUAAAUGCUCGUAAACUUACCAGAUAACUAUUGCCAAACCCACGUAAUGACACUGUAAAUAACAGAUAUUAAACGUAAUCAUUAUAACAAAGUUAAAAAUAACCUAGGCAAUGACGAGCCGACUUGCUUGCUUUAGUACAAAAAACCUCCCAAAAUAUUAAAUGCGUAUUAAAUCAUGUAUAGAAAAGUUAUUUGAAAGGCAAGUUAUUUAAAUAUAAGUAUAAUAGUCAAAUGGUUAUAUAUAGAAAAAAGCGUCUUACUUUUAGUUGCUAAUAUAGAAUGGAAGUUUCAUUCGUCUUUACACAUCAGUCAUGACUUUAUUUUGUCCUGCUUUCACUUUCAUUUCUUGGGCGUGACGGGCGCGGCUGUUUCGCAUAAGACAUAACCUUUCAGAUUGGAGAACGAUAAAUAAAGAUGAACAAAGGGUUGGUGAAACGCAGAGUUAGUAGAACCAAGAACAAUCAUGGAAACUACCAGAACACAAAAUAAAAGUAUUCAAACAUUUCAGAUUUCAUUCCAGCUUUUAAUCAAAACCUUAUUUCAUGGAAACAUACUGUUUUUUUGUCUUUAUUCAUUGUGUACAUUAAAACAAUACGGCAGUUUAAGCUUUCAAUCAUAUUGAGGUACCUAGGACAAGCGUCAGACCCUUUUUUAGGAACAUUUUAACGCAGUGUUAUUCCAACAUUGUUACUACCACAUUACUGUAGAUUGUAUUGCAUUGAUUUUCAUAAAACAUAAUCAAUUCAUCAUUGAUAAAAGUCAAACUGUUCUUAAGGGCUUGUAAAAGCAAGCAUUUCGCGGUAAGGUCUACACUUGUUGUUUUCGGGGCAUGUGACAAAUAAGGUUUGAUUUGAUAUGUGUAGAACACAGAAUUCGUCCUGAAUAUGUACCUGAGCCGCUAGCUAGACUGUGACCCGCUGCAUAUCUUACAGCUUUAGUAAUCAAACGUUCGGAUGUAGGCAGUGGCACUUCCGAAUGUGAGGUGAGGAAUGGUAGUAUGUGGUGCGUGUGCAAAGUCUGAACUGCGGGUGGAAGCAAUAUGCCUAGAUGCGACUAGUCUGCGGGCGGAAACCAACACGAAGAAGAAGAGACGAAGGGCGGAAGAGACGAAGUGCACUCCGUUGUGGUCCCUUCGCAGUGCUAGCUAACAUGGAUGCUACAAUGGAAAACAUCGAACACACGCUACCGCUAUACUCGAAUAAUGCAAAAAAGAAAAGUAAAAAGAAAGUGAAUUCAGAAUACACGUACAAAUUGUCUGAAUAUGAAACAAUGGACUUUGUGAAAUUGCGCGUAUCAAAUCGCUACAUGUUUACGGGGAGGAGAAAUGCCUCUCGACUGGCCUGGAGGGCCAUCCUCAAACACAUGGGCUUGCAGGGGAAGAUGACGGCCAGUCAGGCAAUGAAAAAAUGGGAAAAUCUGAAGAAGAGAUACAAGGAGCUGAAGUACCCUCCCCCAGGGGUGCAGGUGUUCCCCCACAGUUGGCGUUGGUACGAUCUGAUGAGUGACGCAAUGGAGGGGCGUCUGGCAGGCUCAGCCCCCAUCAUCGGCCCACUCCCCCCGGGCACUAGCGACAGUGAUUUUCUCCCUGAUGCCCGGCCCAGGAAGAGAUCCAUGAUUGGCGGAAUAGGGGUGAUGGGGAUGCACUGCGACCUGGACGAGAUGGACACCGAGAGGGCGACGCUGGAGACCGAACGGGCGGCAUUGGAGGGCGAGCGAGAGGUGAUGGGGAGAGAGCGGAUGGCGCUAGAGAGAGAGCAAGCAGGGCUGGAACGAGAGAUGGCCAACCUGGACCGGGAACGUGCCCAGCUGGAGAGGGAGAAGGCAGCGGUGGAGAGGGAGAGGGGGCUGAUAGAGAAGGAGAAAGCGCAGGUGGCCAGGGAUCGGCUGGCUGUGGACAGAGACAGAGUUCUACUGGCGGAGGGUAGAGCAGCAGAGGAGAACGGUGCGGAAGGACAAAGCUGUAAAACAGGAGGACAGAGGGUCGUUGGGUCGUUGGAAAGAACCGAGAGAUUCCUCAAGAUGUUUGAAAAGUUGGUUGAACGUAUGUGAAGAACAAUUAUGUGUUUGUUUACACUAGAAUAGACUAUUCAAUUGGAAAGUAAUUGGAUAUCAUUUGUAUUGGUUUUAUUUUCUAUGAAUGUACAAAGUUUUCAAUGACAAAUCCUUUUUGUAUUGCUGUUCAGAGAUGCCUGUAUGCCUAUUGUUAUCUGGGCUAGAAGUAUUUGAACAUUAACUGCCUAAACAGUUGUACUCAAUCAAUUCAUUCAAAAUCACUUUGCAGCUACACACCUUACCGGUCAAUUCUCAAUUAAAAUGUUAAGCCAUUGAGGUCAUCAAAACAACUUUAUUCAAUUGUGGUAUUUCCAUACAAAGCACACAAUAGCAGGCUGUUUCUUCUUGUUAACCCCAUCCACACCCAACACCCCCCCCUCCCCCUUGGUCAUACAAUAGUCUUGAUCUUUAUUGAUAUAGGCUAUUGUGGUCAUAACAAGAACUGAAAUGUAAUAUGCCAAAUAUUGCAGUUCAUGUAAAAAAAAGUGACUUCAGAAUAUAUUUUUAUAUUACAGUACAGACUUUACAGAUGCUUGUUUAAUUGCUUCUUUUAAUGCAUUGGUAUUCAAAUUAGCGUUCCAGUAAGCUUCAAUUCGUUUAUGCUAGUAUAAUUGUUUUUUUAAAUAGUGUUAGAUUUCUGUAAUAUAAUUUUUUUUCCUUUACAAAAACAUAUUUAAACAAUAUUACUGGUUGUCGUUGCCAGUCAUGAACAGACAUGAAACAAUGUUCGAUUGUUGGAUCAAUAAAAUGUCACAUUUUCAUUG
Messenger RNA from Oncorhynchus kisutch (coho salmon), 3146 nucleotides. RefSeq lists its product as uncharacterized. The coding region runs from base 1378 to 2379 and encodes 333 amino acids. Gene Ontology annotation, cellular component: cytoskeleton. The record is from RefSeq and is a predicted model, not a curated record. Lineage: Eukaryota; Metazoa; Chordata; Actinopteri; Salmoniformes; Salmonidae. The transcript has 4 exons.